AAGGGGAGCUGACGAAUUAAAUACCUUGAAUGAACCUUAAUUAUAUCACAGAUUAAUAUUGUACAGUCGUAGGUAUAUUCUAUUUAGAAUGACUGAAAGACACACCUAAAGUCGAAGGAUGGCCGAUUCCACAAAAGAAAUAAUCAAUGGAAUAAUUCAAGGAUUUAGAGAUAGCAUUUUAGGUAUAUUGAAAAUUUUUAGAUAUGAAGCAACUGAUUCAAGUAGUGAUGGUGAGCAAAAGAAAACUGAACCAAAGACAACUCUGGCCCGUCGGAGAGCAGAAAAACAAAAACUAAAAGGAAGCUCUGAGGUCAAAGAAACUAAAAAAGAACCCACUGUAAAGCAGAGACUUUUCCAAUGUUCACUAUGGAAUGGAGGUGUUUUUUUGAUGAGUAUUUUAUUAUUUCACUGGGCCUUACUACCAUGUUUGCUGUGGUUUACAGAGUUGAUAUUUGCUGGAUCAGAAAACCUUCAUGUGACCUGGCUAUGGAUCAGCUCCAUCUUGUCUUGGAUUUUUGGAGCUCUCUGGAUUUUACCUUUAUUUGCCAUCAGUAAAAUUGUAAACUGCAUGUGGUUCCAGGAUAUUGCAGAUGCAGCUUACAUUAAAUCGAGGGGUCGUCCAACUCCAAUAAAUCUAAGUGUAUUGGUGGCUGACCUAUUGUUCAGCGUUUUGCUCCAGGCAUUCUUCCUUAUUCAGAGUACUUUGGCCACGUUUCUUCCUAUACCUGGGGUUGGAUAUAUGGUGGGCUUUCUUCACAUGACUCUUCUCUACUCUCUGUAUGCGUUUGAGUACAAAUGGUUUAAUAUGGGUUGGGAGGUUCACAAACGUCUGGCGUACAUUGAGUCCUACUGGCCAUACUUCUUUGGAUUUGGCAUUCCUCUUGCCUUUUUAACGUCCAUGUCAUCCUCUGUGAUCAUUAGUGGUUGCAUUUUCUCCAUACUCUUCCCGUUGUUCAUAUUGAGUGCCAAUGAUGCAGAUGAAAAUUCACAAAUCUGCCAUUCACCAUUGAGACUCUUUGCUCCAGUUGUGAUGAUUACAAAUAUUCUUUUUCGACAAUCGGUGAAAUCCAAAAGUACGCCUGUAAAUACUCAACAGUCUUCAUCUCCUAGGAAACAGACACGCAUCACUGAACCAUCAACUUAUAGAUGACAAAGUGAAAAUAAUGUACUUCUGAAUACUAAAUAUAAUUAUAUAUAAAGAGUUGUGUGAAUGAACGUAUAGAGACUUUGUAUAAUUAAUAUAUAAUUAUGAUAUCAUGACUACAUGUCUGUGUUAGUUUUAUUUGAAUGAAUUUGAAGGACAAUGUGAAUGGAGUAUGGAAUUUGUGAGAAAAAAAUAAUUUUUAAAAUUGGAAUGAUUGUGAUCAAAAUGAACCAGUAAUGUGUAUAUUACAGUGAAAUCUGUUUAUGUACGAGUCUCUCUAAUUGUCAAGUAUUGCAUUUUGAUUUAAUAAAAACACAUUAUCAUU
Molecule: messenger RNA, 1469 nt
Organism: Saccostrea echinata
Lineage: Eukaryota; Metazoa; Mollusca; Bivalvia; Ostreida; Ostreidae
Product: etoposide-induced protein 2.4 homolog
Exons: 10
Coding region: 119-1150 (343 amino acids)
Biological process (GO): macroautophagy
Cellular component (GO): endoplasmic reticulum
Source: RefSeq, a predicted model, not a curated record